AUGACGCAUGCAGCCGUGGGUUUAUGGAUCUUAUCUGCAGUGAUCUGUGUGGGGAGAGGCCAUCUCCCUGGUCAUGGUCCCCCUGGUCAUGGCAAAGAUCAAGACACUGCCCUCGAUGGUCUUGCUAACAGCCUCUCAGUGGUGACUUCAGCAAACAAAGGGUUUGCCUACCGUCUCUACAUGAAAUUAGCAGCUCAUGCUGACUCCGAAGGCAAGAAUAUCUUCUUCUCUCCAUAUAGUGUCUCUGUCGCCUUGGCUGCCUUGUCCGUAGGAGCACGAGGGGAGACCCACCGUCAGCUUUUCAGUGUUCUGGGUUUCAACAACUCCUUAAUGACGCAGACAGAUGUAGAUCAGGCCUUCCAGAUGCUCCUCAAAACGACAAACGGCACUUCUCAGGAAGACACCAGCGAAGGGACCGCUGUAUUUGUGGACAACCGCUUCAAGGCCCAGCCCGAGUUCCUGGAGACCUUGAAGCAGUCCUACUUUGCAGAUGGGUUCAACCUUGACUUCACCCAAACCACAGAUAGCGCCAAUACCAUCAAUAAGUAUGUGGAGGAGAAGACCAACGGAAAGAUAGACAAACUGGUCGACAGCGUGGAUCCAAACACCGUCAUGUAUCUCAUCAGCUACAUCUACUUCAAAGGAAAGUGGGCGACUCCAUUUGAUCCCAAACUCACCAAAGAGGACAUCUUCAUGGUGGAUGAGAACACCAAGGUUCCAGUCCAGAUGAUGAAUAUGGAGGAGCGUUUUGAUACAUAUUACGACAGGGCCAUUAACACAUCAGUCCUCCACCUGCCCUUCGACAGCUCUUACUCCAUGCUGCUGUUGUUGCCUGACGAUAUGUCAACACUGGAGAAUGCCAUUUCUCCAGCCUAUGUCACCAAAUGGUUGAAAUGGAUGACGACCAGGACACAUGACAUAUAUAUUCCAAAGUUCUCCAUCAAGAGUUCCUACACACUGAAUGAUGUGCUGACUGAAAUGGGAAUGGCAGACAUGUUUGGUGAUCGUGCAGAUUUGAGUGGCAUUUCAGAUGUGAAAAAACUGGCAGUCUCAGAUGUUGUUCACCAAGCUACCCUGGAUGUCGAUGAGGCCGGAGCCACUGCUGCAGCUGUCACAGGCAUUGGUAUCACACUUCUGUCAUUCCGCCAAAUCCCUGUCUUGAAGUUCAAUCGUCCAUUUAUGGUUGUCAUCACUGAACGCAACACAGAAAGAAUGCUUUUCAUGGGCAAGAUUAUUAACCCAAACCUCUGA
Molecule: messenger RNA, 1251 nt
Organism: Cyclopterus lumpus (lumpfish)
Lineage: Eukaryota; Metazoa; Chordata; Actinopteri; Perciformes; Cyclopteridae
Product: serine protease inhibitor 2.1-like
Exons: 5
Coding region: 1-1251 (416 amino acids)
Biological process (GO): negative regulation of endopeptidase activity
Molecular function (GO): serine-type endopeptidase inhibitor activity
Source: RefSeq, a predicted model, not a curated record